AUGUCAACAACUGAUAGUAUUAUAAAGAUUUAUAAAUCAAAUAGAUCAUUACUUCUAAACACUUCAUAUAUUAUACUUAUCACUGCUGCUUUUACUGGUGCAGCAAGUACGGGAGGUGGCUCAUCAUCAACAAAUAAACAAGUGGUUAAAAAGGAUGAAGACAAAAAAUCGAAAUUAACCAAAGAGUCAUUUCAAAGAUUAAAGAAUGCUAUUAUACCUAAGAUACAUGAUAAGACAGUAUUGAUAUUAUUAGCACAUUUAGUUUUGUUAGUCACUAGAGCAAUUAUCACAAUUAAAGUUGCAACUUUGGAUGGUCAAUUAGUUGGUGCUUUAGUUUCAAAAAGAUUGAAAGUAUUUAGUAAAUAUUUGUUAUAUUGGAUGUUAAUUGGUAUACCUGCAAGUAUCAACAAUGGGUUAAUAACCCUUACUAAAAGAAGUUUGGGUAAGGCCAUUCGUGAAAAUUUAAACAAUACCAUAAUGAAAGAUUAUUUACCUGAUAAUUUAAAUACUACAUAUUAUGCUUUAAUGCACUUAAGUGAAAAAAAUAAAAUUAAAGAUCCAAAUCAAAGAAUUACUACCGAUGUAAAUCGACUUGCUAAUGCAUUAUCAAGUUUACCAGGUCAAAUUUUAAAACCAACAUUAGAUUUACUUCUUUGUGCUAGACAAUUGAGUCAAAGUGGUGUUGGAAAUGGUGAAGGCACUUUAUUAUUAGGUUUAUUAGCACAUUUUUCAACUAUGAUUAUAAGAUUUUUUUCACCACCUUUUGCUAAAUUAGCUGCUGAAAGAGCUAAUCUUGAAGGACAAUUGAGAUCUGCACAUUCCAAAAUUGCCUCUAAUACUGAAGAAAUUGCUUUUUUAAGAGGUCAUUAUCGUGAAUUAGAUUAUAUUGAUUAUUGUUAUUAUACUUUGGAAAGAUUUUUAAAAGGUGAAUACUGGAAAAAAGGAAUACAUGAAAUUGCACAAACUUUUAUUGUUAAAUAUUUCUGGGGUGCUGCUGGUUUAGUAUUAUGUUCAGCUCCAAUUUUUAUUGGUAAAUAUUUAGGUGAAAAUGAUGAUAAAAAUGCAGCUGGAAAUUUUAUAACUAAUAGAAGAUUAUUAUUAAGUGCUUCUGAUUCAUUAGAUAGAUUAAUUUAUUCAAGAAGAUAUUUAUUACAAAUUGUUGGUCAUGCUACAAGAGUUUCAGAAUUUCAAGAUGCGUUAGCUAAUGUAUCUACAGGUAAAUCAUCCUCCAAUGUUAAAUUCAAUGAUAAUGAAAUUACAUUUUAUCACGUUAAAUUAUUAACACCCGCAAAUGUAACAUUAAUUGAAUCAUUAGAUUUUUCAAUUAAAAAUGGUGAUCAUUUAUUAAUUGCCGGUCCAAAUGGUUCUGGUAAAUCUUCAUUAUUUAGAAUGUUGGGUGGAUUAUGGCCUGUUAAACAAGGUACUAUAACUAUUCCAAAUACUGAAAAUAUGUUUUAUUUACCACAAAGAGCUUAUUUAGUUGAAGGUACAUUAAGAGAACAAAUUUUGUAUCCUCAUUCAAUAAAACAACAAAAGAAAUCAGAUGAAGAAUUGAAAAAUAUAUUAACAACAUUAAAAUUAGAUGAUUAUAAAGAUAUGUUGGAUGAUGCUAAGAAUUGGGAUGAUGAAUUAUCAGUUGGUGCUCAACAGAGAUUAGCAAUGGCAAGAUUAUAUUAUCAUGAACCUAAAUUUGCAGUAUUGGAUGAAUGUACUUCUGCAGUUUCUCCAGAUAUGGAACAAUUCAUGUACGAAUAUGCUCAAAAAUUGGGAAUUACAGUUUUAUCAGUUGCUCAUAGACCUGCAUUAUGGCAUUUUCAUAAAUAUUUAUUAAAAUUUGAUGGUAAAGGUAAUUAUUUCUUUGGUAAAUUAGAUGCUGAUAAACGAUUAAAGUUAGAAGAAGAAAGAAUUGUAUUGGAAAAGACUUUAAGAGAUGUACCUAAUUUGAAAGAAAGAUUAGCUGAAUUGAAGAAAGUUUCCAAAUUACAACAUGAUAAAUAUCGUCGUUAA
Insectozyma verbasci is the source of this 2007-nucleotide messenger RNA. NCBI's taxonomy places the organism in Eukaryota, Fungi, Ascomycota, Pichiomycetes, Serinales, Debaryomycetaceae. The record is from the annotation of a GenBank genome assembly.